Messenger RNA from Lindgomyces ingoldianus, 615 nucleotides. RefSeq lists its product as uncharacterized. The annotation marks the transcript as partial. The transcript has 3 exons. The record is from RefSeq and is a predicted model, not a curated record. Lineage: Eukaryota; Fungi; Ascomycota; Dothideomycetes; Pleosporales; Lindgomycetaceae.
GCGAUGCAGUCGAAACCUGCCAGCUACAUUGUCGCAGUCAGCAUUCUGGUACCGCUGAGUGUGACCGCUGUCCUCCUUCGAGUGCUCUCGAACAUCGAGAGAAAGCAGUCACUGAAAGUCCAUGAUUAUCUCAUCUUCUUAGCGGAAGUGGGUACCCUCAGUGACGUCGAUCGUCCUGUUGCCGUCGGUGGACUCGGACUACAUUAUGAGGGGCUCUCGUUCUCACAGAUCGUUCUCACGCUCAAGAUUGGAGAAUGGGCGUGGACCACCUUCAUCACUUCAUUUCGAUUGGCCAUUCUACUUUUUUACAUGCAGAUCAUCAAGACGAAAACCUUCAAUCGCCUUUGCUGGGUCACCAGUACAUUGGUUUUCGCCUACUGGGUAGCCUGCGUUCUCACAAUAUGCCUCUUGUGUCGUCCAAUUGCCUACAAUUGGAACCGCUUGCUGAGGGGAUCUUGUGGAGACGUGAUGGCGAUUGAGAUCUUCUCCGGCGUAUGGAACAUGCUUGUCGACAUAUGGGUGGUGUUUCUGCCACUUCCGAGUAUCUGGAAGCUGCAUAUGAACGGACAGAGGAAGUGGGAUGUUACAGCCUGCUUCGCGCUCGGAAUUCUGUAA